This is a messenger RNA of Lycium ferocissimum, 1440 nucleotides long. RefSeq lists its product as uncharacterized. The record is from RefSeq and is a predicted model, not a curated record. NCBI's taxonomy places the organism in Eukaryota, Viridiplantae, Streptophyta, Magnoliopsida, Solanales, Solanaceae. The transcript is spliced from 2 exons. The coding region runs from base 1 to 1440 and encodes 479 amino acids.
AUGAGGUGUGCUCUUGUAGAUGUGGAGAGGGGUAACCUAAAAUUUAGAAUGAAUGAUGAAGAAGUCACUUUCCAUAUUUGCAAGUCAAUGAAACAACCGGCGGAUAUAAGUGUUGUAUCGGUUAUUGAUACAAUCGAUGAAGCCAUGGAUACAACAGUUGAGCAUGAACUUGUGGGUGAUAUGUUGGUGGCGGUCAUAAUGAACUAUGAGGGGGAAGAUAAAGAAGUGUUCGAGGAGACAGUUAAUGCAUUGAUUGGGUUGGGGUCAUACCACUACAAUCCAAAUAAGCUUGAUCUUGAUUUAGAAAACCGAGCAACUCCUCCCGUAAAGCCCUCUAUUAUUGAGCCUUCUACUCUGGAACUCAAACCUCUCCCUUUACACUUGAGGUAUGAAUUCCUUGGUCCUAACAACACGUUGCCUGUGAUUAUUUCCGCCCGGUUGAUGGAUGAGCAAAGAGAAAUAUUGUUAGUAAUCUUGAGAAGAUACAAAAAAGCUAUUGGUUGGUGUAUUGCAGAUAGCCAAGGGAUUCCGCCCGUUAUUUGUACUCAUAAAAUUCAACUUGAUGAAGAAUGUGAGCUAAAUGUUGAACAUCAAAGGAGGUUGAAUCCUCCUAUGCAAGAGGUUGUGAAGAUCGAAAUCAUCGAGUGGUUAGAUGUCGGUGUUGUGUACCUUUUAUAUCGGAUAGCUCUUGGGUUAGUCCGGUUGAUGCGUAUCCAAAAAGGGUGGAAUCACCGUGGCUUGCGGGAAGGGAUUAUUAUUGCUUUCUUGAUGGCUAUUCUGGGUACAAUCGAAUCACCAUUGCUCCCGAGGAUGAAGAGAAAAUCACUUUCACUUGUCCUUAUGGGACCUUUGCUUUUAAAAGGAUGCCCUUUGGGCUAUUUAAUGCACCCGACACUUUCCAAACAUUGUAUGAUGUCUAUUUUCUCUGACAUGAUUGAGGAGUCCAUUGAAAUCUUCAUGGACGACUUUUGCGUGGCGGGGGAUUCCUUUGAUGAAUGCUUGGAGAAUCUUACCCAAGUAUUGAAAAGAUGUGAAGAGACGAACUUGGUUCUAAAUUGGGAGAAGUGUCACUUCAUGGUUAGUGAAGGCAUUGUCUUAGGACACAAGAUUUUGGAAAAGGGGCUUGAGGUUGAUCAAGCUAAAAUUGAGGUUGUUGUCAAGCUUCCUCCCCCGAUCUCCGUCAAAGGUGUUCGUAGCUUCCUUGGGCAUGCCGGAUUUUAUAGAAGAUUCAUCAAGGAUUUCUCGAAGAUAGCCAACCCAUUAUGCAAGUUGUUGGAGAAGGAGUCGAAGUUUGUAUUUGAUGAUGCUUGUUUGAAGGCAUUUGAGGGCUUGAAAGAGAGACUAACAUCGGCUCCUACCAUCAUUGCUUCGGAUUGGUCUCAACCCUUUGAGUUGAUGUGUGAUGCAAACGGAUAUGACAUGGGGGCCGUUCUUGGCUAA